Molecule: messenger RNA, 1527 nt
Organism: Scheffersomyces stipitis CBS 6054
Lineage: Eukaryota; Fungi; Ascomycota; Pichiomycetes; Serinales; Debaryomycetaceae
Gene: TNA11
Product: Transporter of Nicotinic Acid
Exons: 1
Coding region: 1-1527 (508 amino acids)
Biological process (GO): transmembrane transport
Cellular component (GO): membrane
Molecular function (GO): transmembrane transporter activity
Source: RefSeq, a predicted model, not a curated record
AUGAAAGGGGCCGAAAAAACAACUGCGGUCGAUAUUGUGAAUAACUCUUCUCGCUCUAGCCUGGACAGCAAUGCAUUCGGACUUAACCAAAUCAUCUCUCCAAAUGGCGAUAUCAUUGUCCUCUCUCCUGGCUCUGUUGACCAUAAGCUUGAAAGAAGAAUUUGCCGAAAGUUAGAUUUUAGAAUCUUGCCACUUACUGCUGCAAUGUACCUUUUCAAUGCUCUAGAUAAAGGAAAUAUAAGUAACGCUAAAACUGAUGGUCUUGAUAUUGACAUUGGAAUUAGUGGUGAUCGUUGGAACUUAAUGUUGUCGAUUUUUUAUAUACCAUUUGUUUUGUUUGCGUUCCCGAUCUCAUUGGUUAUUAAGAAGUAUAACGCAGCACGAGUGAUUCCUUUACUUAUGUUCACCUUCGGCUCCAUUACUUUGCUCAUUGUUUCUGUGUUCAAUUUUUCUGGAUUAAUGGCUGCCAGAUGGUUUUUAGGGAUGGCAGAGUCUGCCUUUUUUCCUGGUAUAAUUUAUUACCUCACCACUUUCUAUAGAAGGGGCGAGUUGGCUCGAAGACUUUCAAUUUUCUAUUCAGCUGCAAAUAUCGCAAAUGCAUUUUCUGGCUUACUUUCCUAUGGUGUUUUUCAGAUUAAUGAUCCUCGCCUCCAUGGCUGGCAAAUCUUGUUGCUCAUUGAGGGAUGCUGUACAGUUACUUUCGCCUGUGUUGCCUACUUCCUUCUUCCGCAUUCGGUGGAAUCUGCUAGCUUUUUCACCGAAGAGGAGAAAGAAUAUGCUAGGUUUAGAGUUCAAACUGAUUCAUCUGCAUCAGGUGGACAAAAAACAUCAUUGAAUGAUGCUAUCAAGGUUUUCAAACAUCCUAUAUACAUUGCUUGGAUGAUUCAAGAGAUUGCGAUUGGAGUUCCACUCAAUAGUAUAAACAAUUGGUUUCCUCAGAUUAUUCAAAGCUUGGGAAAAUCUUCAGUUCAAACCAAUCUUUAUACCGUGGCUCCUAAUGUCUCUGGAGCAGUGUUUCUAUUAAUCUUUGCUUUUGGAUCCGAUUAUGUGAAAGUAAGAUCUGUAUUCGUCGGUAUAGCAAUCGCAACUACAUUGAUUGGAUUUGUAGUAUUUGGUGCUAUUGAUACCCAAAAUCAUAUCGGAGUUGCAUAUUUUAGUUGCUUCUUGAUGACCGCUGGUGCUUCUGCUUCGUCUGUUCUUACAUCCACCUGGUAUAAUAACAACACACCAAAUGAAAAUCGCAGGGUGGUCGUUACGGCAGUGGGAGUUCCUUUAGCGAACGCAGCUGGACUAAUUUCCACCAAUAUAUUCAGACCCAAGGAUGCUCCAAAGUAUAUACCCGCUUUGGGUAUAACUGCAGGAUUUGGAGGUUUGGCGAUUGUAAUGGUGUUGUCGAUUCUGACCUUCAUGGUCUUCGAUAAUAAACGAAGAAAUAAGCUUCAGAAUGUUAAUUUGAGUUACAAAGAUAUUUCAACUUCAGAGCUUGGUGAAGGUCCAGGAAAUCCUAAUUUCAGAUGGAUGUAUUGA